Durusdinium trenchii is the source of this 1602-nucleotide messenger RNA. The record is from the annotation of a GenBank genome assembly. Lineage: Eukaryota; Dinophyceae; Suessiales; Symbiodiniaceae.
AUGUUCUUUGCCGAAUGCAAAGCAGCAGGCUACGGGGGUGGUCUUGGGGUUUUGGGAAGUCUUCGAAGGACCGGUGGCAUGAUGGACUUGGAGGACUGUGCCGCCAAGCGAUCUGGCGGCGGGAUCUAUGUCAACGGCAACGUCUCGCAGUCCAGCGGCACUUUGCAGCUUCGAAAAUGUUUGGUCAGUGGGGAGGUCUCGGGCAACUGGACCAUGUCGGGCGGAGGUGGCGUUUGGGUCGAGUCUGGUGCCGUGACUCAACAUGGUGGAAGCAUCUCCUUCACGGAUUGUGAUGCGGUAGAUCAUGGAGGUGGCCUCGCGGUGAUUGGCGACAUAGAGCAGCACGGGGGUUUUCUAGAGUUUUAUGGUUGUUUGGCCAGUCGCGGUGGCGGAGGCAUCUAUGUCAAUGGCAACCUAGCGCAGAUGGAGGGGACAUUGGAGCUUCACCGAUGCCAAUCGCGUCAAUUCCUGACCAAAGAAGGUGGAGAUACCCGCUGGGGCGGAGGGGGUGUAUGGAUCCAAUCUGGUGAAAUAAAUCAGAAUGGUGGAAGCAUGCUAUUCAACAAUUGCACUGCUGCUGGUCACGGAGGUGGGCUGGGAGUGGCUGGAGGAAGCAUCAACCAGAAGGGUGGGGUCUUGCAGCUGGAUCUCUGCGAAACUUUCUCAGCUGGUGGGGGUAUCUAUGUCUCCGGCAACUUGUCCCAGUCCAAUGGCACAUUGAAGCUGAGCUCCUGCAAGUCUGUCCAGCAUGGUGCCGAUGAGGAGACCUGGGGCGGAGGUGGCCUCUUCCUUCAUGACGGGACAAUCACUCAGAAGGGUGGAAGCAUGUCGUUCUUUGCCUGCACCACGGUGGGUUAUGGGGGUGGUCUUGCAAUGAUUGGAGGCCUUGAACAGAAUGGUGGGCUGCUGGACUUUGAGGAUUGUGAGGCAAAGGACUCGGGUGGAGGCAUUUUCAUCCAUGGAAAUUUGUCUCAGAGGGAAGGUACUUUGAAGCUGAACAGGUGCAAAUCCGUUGAAGGGCUUGGCAGUGAUGAAGUCACUUCAGGCGGAGGAGGAGUGUGGGUUCAAUCUGGAGAAGUGAAUCAGCAAGGUGGAGCCAUGUCCUUUGCUCAUUGCAAAACUUCGGGCAAUGGUGGCGGGCUUGGGGCCAUUGGAGGCAUCAGACAAGAGGGCGGGCUGUUUGACUUCGAGGAUUGCCGGGCAAACCACAGCGGUGGUGGAAUAUACCUGGAGGGCAAUCUGUCGCAGAUGGGCGGCAGUUUCACGCUCAACAGAUGCCUGUCCGUGCAGAACCGCUUUGGCGAGCAUGGUUGGGGCGGAGGCGGUGUGUGGGUCCACCACGGUGAAGUGACUCAGCAUGCUGGAACCAUGCAUCUCAUCAACUGCACGGCAUCUGGAAGUGGUGGUGGGCUUGGAGUAGCCGGCCAAGUCAUCCAGCACGGUGGCCAGUUGAAACUUGAUCGUUGCAUUGCCGGGGAAGCUGGUGGUGGCCUCUACAUCUCAGGUUGGCUGAACCGAGUCCAUUUUUCGCCAAUGCCCCCAACAGGUGCAGGGUGGCCAACCAUCAUGACCACAUCACCUGAGCAAUUGGUACACAGCUAG